This is a messenger RNA of Cricetulus griseus (Chinese hamster), 1909 nucleotides long. NCBI's taxonomy places the organism in Eukaryota, Metazoa, Chordata, Mammalia, Rodentia, Cricetidae. The record is from RefSeq and is a predicted model, not a curated record.
CUCACCUGGAGGUCACUGACCCUCAGAGCCUCAGUAAGCUCAGGUAUUUUAACCUUCACACUGUAGUCUGGAGAAUUUGGGACCAAAGGAAGUUAAGGUGCCUGCUUCAAGAGGUUGAGGCCUUCAAGUAAGAGUCAAGCCUGCAUGGCCUCAUGAGCCAGUUCUCGUCCCUAAUCUACAGUUCUGGCUUCGCUCUCUGCUGAAUUAAGAGAGAUCUGUAUCCUGGGGCAUACAUGUGAGCAGUAGAGAACUUGUUUAACAUGCACACAGCCUGGGAUUUCCAGUCUUGCACUAGAAAAAUAAACAUCUGUAUUCAUGAAUUUGGGCGUCAGAGCAGACAGUGUUAACAGUGCCAUCUGCAGUUGUGAAUGAGGACAGUGGCUUAGUCUUCCCAAGGGCCUGUGGGACUUCCGUUAAUGUGUUCUGCCAUCCUUCCGUGCUGAGCCGAGGCUGGCAUAUUGAUGAAUAGAUGAUUCAGAUUAUAGCAGCUAUCCACUAAAUAAUCCUUUAUCAGUGCAAAUCAUUUUAAUGAUCCUGCCGAGAGGCUCUAGGACUUCCCCAUCCUCUCACCCUCAUGCUCUCCUCUUUGGAUGACUAAGUUCUCCUUGAAGCUCCUUUCUGCAGAAUCCCAGCUCUUUCCACAAGCACCACAGGACACCACAGCCACCUCUCUUCAGCCAGGAAGUCUUCGGACACAGAGCCUACAGGUCUCAGCCCCUUACCUCUCACCUAGUGGCUUUCUUGGGAUGGAGUGAGGCAGCUGUAUCCUCCAGUCUCUGCCGGCCCCCCUGGCAUUAGUCCCAGGGCACAUCAAGAAGUCUGCUCCAGCUCUGUUGGCUUUGCUCUAGCUAUCUCCACCCUCAACCCCGCCCCCUUCCUCUGGCUCCAAAGCCCUGGACACAGUACAUAGGGCCCAGAGUCCCUACUGGAAGGGAAAUAAAAGGAACUGUUUGGGUUCCCAUGGCUGUGGUCAACACCUGCAUUCCAGGGCUCAACUCUCAGAAUCCUCAUUAUAUUCCAGGGUACACUGGACAUUGCCCACUACUGCGGUUCAGCAUGGGCCAGACCUAUGGGCAGGUGACCGGUCAGCUUCUUCAAGGCUCUCCUGGCCUAGCCUGGCCUCCUGCCCACCGCACACUUCUGCCUCCCAUCCAGUCUCCAAGAUCUCCUGUGACUCCCAGGGGGAGGCUACCUCCCAGGCGCGGGCAUGAAAGGCUCAGCUCCAGCAUAAUCCCUGGGUAUACAGGUUUUAUACCACAGGCACAGUUCAUUUUUGCCAAGAACUGCAACCAGGUUUGGGCUGAAGCUAUGAAUGAUUUUACACAAAGGCAUGGGCAGCAGGAGUGUCAUGAACUAUCAAAGGAGGUCAAGGGAGGAAAAGAGAGAGAGAAAGACCAAGAGCCGGAAGCAGAGGAGCCAGAGCUGAAGCAGGUUUCCCCCUACUCCAUGGAUGACAGAGAUCCCCAGAAGUUUUUCAUGUCAGGCUUCACCGGCUAUGUGCCCCGUGCCCGCUUCCUCUUUGGCUCCAGCUUCCCCGUGCUCACCAACCAGGCACUGCAGGAAUUUGGGCAGACAUGCUCACGGAGCAGGGUGCAGAAGGAUCCCAAACCGCUUUCCCCACUCCCCAAGCCCAACCUUGAGAACUUGGGUCUCCUCCCUCACUAUGGAGGCUACGUGCCAGGGUAUAAGUUCCAGUUUGGCGGUACAUUUGGGCAUCUCACCCAUGAUGCUCUGGGCCUCAGCACGACUCAGAAACAGCUCCUGGCAUAAAUACCUGGAUUUCAGGUUCUCAACCUUUUCAUCCUAUCCCAGUGAUCUUUUUGGAAGGAAGAGAAGUGGGAGGGGGGAGGGGCACAAAGAAAAUGGUUUGGAGGCUGAGCACCUUUAAGUUAAUAGGUGUAAUAAAUAA